Messenger RNA from Octodon degus (degu), 3285 nucleotides. RefSeq names its product protogenin (gene Prtg). The transcript has 22 exons. Gene Ontology annotation, molecular function: protein binding. The record is from RefSeq and is a predicted model, not a curated record. Gene Ontology annotation, cellular component: plasma membrane; axon. The coding region runs from base 1 to 3285 and encodes 1094 amino acids. Gene Ontology annotation, biological process: axon guidance; cell-cell adhesion. Lineage: Eukaryota; Metazoa; Chordata; Mammalia; Rodentia; Octodontidae.
AUGGCGCUGAGCGCGGGCGCAGGGGCGCGGGCUGGGGGUCUGGGGUGCGCAGAGCGCGGGGUGCGCGUUGCGUCGCGCAGCGCCCUAGAGCCCGCUGUGUUCCUGGCUCCCGCCUUACCAUCCGGUUUGCUGUCCAACAAGUCCCUUUGUGCUAACAGCCAGUCGAGGCCCUGUGAGGAGGUACUGCGUGGGGGCCAGACAGGCAGCAGUGGAGAGGAAGAAAGGCCGCAUGGGGACAUCUUCCAGGCUAUUUCUGCAUUUGAAAUUCAGCCAGUUUCCACAGAAGUCCAGGAAGGGGGAGUUGCGAGGUUUGCAUGCAAGAUUUCAUCAAAUCCCCCAGCAGUGGUAACGUGGGAGUUUAACCGGACAGCUCUGCCUCUGAGGACGGACAGGAUGGCUGCCCUGCCCACAGGAGUGCUGCAGAUCUACGACGUGGGCCUGGGGGACGUGGGCAGCUACCGCUGCGUGGCUGCCACCAUGGCCCACAGGCGCAGGAGUGCAGAGGCCAUGCUCACCGUCACCCCAGCUAUGGAGUCCAAGCCCUUCCACACCCCAACCAUCAUAGCGGGGCCACAGAAUGUCACAGCGUCGCUGCACCAGACUGUCGUUCUGGAAUGCAUGGCCACCGGAAGUCCCAAGCCGAUCAUUUCCUGGAGCCGUCUUGACCACAAGUCCAUCGAUGUCUUCAAUACUCGAGUGCUUGGAAACGGCAACCUCCUCAUCUCAGACGUCCGGCUGCCCCAUGCUGGGGUGUAUGCAUGUAGGGCUACCACCCCGGGCACACGGAACUUCACUGUUGCCAUGGCAACCUUGACUGUCCUAGCUCCUCCUUCAUUUAUCGAGUGGCCAGAAAGCGUAACAAGGCCCCGCGCCGGCACUGCUCGGUUUGUGUGCCAGGCCGAGGGGAUCCCUGCGCCCAAGAUGUCCUGGCUGAAAAACGGACGGAAGAUGCACUCGAAUGGCAGAAUUAAGAUGUACAGCAGUAAACUGGUUAUUAAUCAGAUUAUUCCUGAAGAUGAUGCCAUCUACCAGUGCAUGGCGGAGAACACCCAGGGCUCUGUGCUGUCUCGGGCCCGGCUGACAGUGGUCAUGUCGGAGGACAGGCCCAGCGCACCCUGCAAUGUGCAUGCGGAGACUGUGUCCAGCUCGGCCAUCCUGCUGGCGUGGGAGAGGCCCCUCUACAACUCCGACAAAGUCAUUGCUUACUCCGUGCACUACAUGAAAGCGGAAGGUCUGAACAACGAAGAAUACCAGGUUGUCCUCGGGAAUGACACGACCCGCUACAUCAUCGACGACCUGGAGCCGGCCAGCAACUACACGUUCUACAUCGUGGCCUACAUGCCGCUGGGGGCCAGCCAGAUGUCAGCCCACGUGACGCAGAGCACGCUGGAGGACGUUCCACUGAGGCCUCCAGAGAUCAGCCUGACAAGCCGAAGCCCCACCGACAUCCUCGUCUCCUGGCUGCCCAUCCCAACCAAGUACCGCCGGGGCCACGUGGUGCUGUACCGCCUGACCUUCCGCCUGAGCACCGACAGUGCCGUCCAGGUCCUGGAGCUUCCAGGCACCUCACACGAGCACCUGCUGCAGGGCCUGCGGCCAGACAGUGUCUACCUGGUGCGCAUCACGGCAGCCACUCGGGCGGGGCUGGGGGAGUCUUCGGUAUGGACCUCGCACAGGACGCCCAAGGCCACCAGUGUGCAAGCCCCCAGGUCUCCGGAGCUGCGCCUGGAGCCUCUGAACUGCACCACCCUGUCCGUGCGGUGGCAGCGUGAUGCCGCAGACCCUGCUGCCAUCCAGGGCUACAAGCUGUUCUACAAGGAGGAGGGGCAGCAGGAGCACGGACCCAUCAUGCUGGGCCCUGGCGAGCUCCUGCACACGCUCAGUGGCCUGGACCCCAGAAGAAAGUACCACGUGAGGCUGCUGGCUUACAACAACGUGGAGGACGGCUACCAGGCUGACCAGACCGUCAGCACACCGGGAUGCGUGUCUGUGCGGGACCGCGUGGUCCCUCCCCCGCCGCCACCCCACCAUCUCUAUGCCAAGGCCAACAGCUCCUCCUCCGUCUUCCUGCACUGGCGGAGGCCUGCAUUCACUGCCGCACAGACCGUCAACUACACCAUCCGCUGCAACCCCGUGGGCCUGCAGAACGCCUCCCUGGUGCUGUACCUGGAGACAUCAGAAACACAUAUGCUGGUUCAGGGCCUGGAGCCCAACACCAAGUACGAGUUUGCGGUCCGGCUGCACGUGGGGCAGCUCUCCAGCCCCUGGAGCCCCGUGGUCUACCACAGCACACUUCCAGAGGCACCGGCAGGCCCCCCCGUUGGAGUGAAAGUGACGCUGAUCGAGGAUGACACGGCCCUGGUUUCCUGGAAGCCCCCCGACGGCCCUGAGACAGUGGUCACACGCUACACAAUCCUGUAUGCACCCAGGCAGGCCUGGAUCGCAGGAGAGUGGCAGGUCCUUCACCGCGGAGGGGCCAUCACCAUGGCUCUGCUAGAAAAUCUGGUGGCCGGAGAUGUGUACACUGUCAAGAUCUCUGCGUCCAACGAGGUAGGAGAAGGGCCCUUUUCCAACUCAGUGGAGCUGGAAGUGCUUCCAAAGGACCCUGCUGGAUCAAAUCAGCGGCCCAAGCGUUUAGAUUCUACGGAUGCCAAAGGCUACUUGGGCUAUGACCACCUGGACCAGAAGUCGGUGGCAGGCAUUGCAGUGGGCGUGGGCACCGCCUUGACCUGCAUCCUGGUCUGCGUUCUCAUCCUGAUCUGCCGGAGCAAGGCCAGGAAAUCGUCAGCCUCCAAGACGGCACAGAGUGGAGCUCAGCCUCUCACUGGCUCCUCCACAGCUACCGGAGCCCAGGUGGAGAAGAGGCUGGGCAGAGCCUCGGGGGACCUGGAGUCCUCCAUGCUGGCCACCCUGCCGCGCAGCUUCCUGGAUGCCAAGGGAGGAACUGACCUGAUAAUUAAUAGCUAUGGACCCAUAAUUAAAAACAACUCUAAGAAAAAGUGGUUAUUUUUCCAGGACUCUGGGAGGAGAGUUGAGCAGGGGUGCUCCGGGCAGGGGUGCUCCGGGCCCGGGGCUGACCCCGCGGGCCUGACCUGCGGCCCGCUCGGAGGACACUCGCCCCUCCGGCGCGAGCGAGGCCUGUUGAAGACGUGGGCUGCUCGAGGAAACAAGCGGGUCUUCGCCUGCGCGCAGGAAUCCCACUCCGAGGCCGCCACGGCCACGGCCACCUGGCUCCGCCUGGUACUCAGCCGUGGUUGCACACUCAUGCAGAAAAUCGGUCCUUAA